This is a messenger RNA of Necator americanus (New World hookworm), 237 nucleotides long. RefSeq lists its product as uncharacterized. The transcript has 2 exons. Bases 1 to 237 code for a protein of 78 amino acids. The record is from RefSeq and is a predicted model, not a curated record. NCBI's taxonomy places the organism in Eukaryota, Metazoa, Nematoda, Chromadorea, Rhabditida, Ancylostomatidae.
AUGGCCGAAUCGCCUCCUAGGCGGGAGACCCGAUUAGCAUCGAUCAAAGGAACUACAAUCAUCGAAGAUGAAGUGAGGUCUGGACGCCAAUCGGAACUAAAGUUGAAGGAGCUGCGACGUGUGGUGAAAGCAGACCCAUUUCAAUCUGCGAAGGGGGUAAUGAGCACUCCUGGGACCCUUUCAGGCUCUGAAAAAGGCGAUAUUGCCGAAACGUUAGCCACGAAUAAAGGAUUGUAA